AUGCCCUCACCGCAUGCCAGCACUCCGGCCACCUUCUCGAACGCAGGCACGUCGCAGUCGCAGUCGCAGCCGCAGCCCCAUCAGUACCGCCAGCAUCUCCCAGACCAGCAACAGAACCACCGAUAUCUGCCCCAGCAGGCCCAUCAGUUCCAUCGGAUCCAUCCCUCGUGGACGCAGCAACAGCAACAGCAGCUCCAGUCAAACCAUAAGCAGCACAGACUGUCCCGGUCGUUCCCCUCGUCGACUUCUCACCUAGCUACCCCCCGGUACCAGACCGGCACACGCUCCGACCGACCGCAGCCUCCGGUUUCUUCUUCGCUAGGUUCUCGUCUCGACCCGGGUACAGGGACAUCGUUCUUGCGACAAACACCUUCUCCCCUUCCUCGAACCUCAUCUCUCCUGCCACCACCACAAUCUUCUACCCAAUAUUCGACAGCCGCAGUAGAUAUAGCCCACGAGGGCACCGUUACAUACCCCGAAUUCGAUACCGAAACCUCGUCAUACCUUGGACCGUCCAUCAACCACUCGCGUUCGAGCAGCGCCCGUUUGUCGACCGAGGGAAUCCGAGACGUUAACCACUGGUCUGCCUCUACAGCCUCGAGCCGAGUGUCGGUGGCCAACUCUCAUGCGCGCCGCGUGAGCAUCGACACACCUGCGCUGCUUGUUCCCAACAGCAACUCGGCAACGAACCAGUCGGUCCAGAAACUGUCGAGACACAGAAGACGGUCCAACUCUAGCGAGGCUUCUUGGGACACAUACAACGGUGGCGACAGGUUGCGUGCCUACUCACCCUCCGGACCAACUCGUGGCGAAGGCCUUUCUACGGGUUUGGUACCACAUCAGCUUGACUUUUCCCUGACCACCGUCCCAUCGCUCUCCAUAAACGCCGCGACAGCGACACCGGGUACGUCACGAGCUUCCAAGAGCGACUACGCAAUUGAGCAAAACCAAGCCUGGGAUGCAUUCUCAGGCGCUGGCCGGAGAGGAUCAGUCGUACCGGACCCAUAUCAGCUACCUCUUGCAGCCAUGUCGUCCGAUCGCAGUGGGGAGGCCUCUUUGAUGAGGGGCCACUCUCGUAACCGGUCUCAGACCGCCAUGGGGAGUACCGAUACUACUGGAUCUACCCGUGGAAGGGAUAGAGGAAACAGGCCCCCAUCACAGAAAGCCAUGCUUUCGCGGGCACUCCAAAAAGCAAACACGGCCGUUCAGUUAGAUAAUGCACAGAACUUCGAAGGCGCACGACAAGCCUACUCGGAAGCAUGUGAUCUUUUGCACCAGGUGCUGGCCAGGACCUCCACAGAUGAAGAUAAACGGAAACUAGAGGCAAUUCGCCGGACAUACACCAGCCGCAUCGAAGAAUUAGAUCAGAUGGCUCCCGUUCAGCCAGUGCUAGGAGGAAAAGCACUGCCAGCACGACCCGAAAGCUUGGGACUACGCUUGAACCCCAGUUUGCAAUUUGAUGAUGAUGAUCUGGAGGAGUCUGGUGGCCUAGAAACCGCGGCUCUCACGAGGAUAUUGAAUGAGGGAAGUCGGAGUUCCGCGCAUCAUGGUGGCCCUGGGCUGGCUAUUUCGCGGAUGCAAGGACUCGGGGAACCUACGAGAGGACAGUCCUCGAGGUUGCCCGAGCAGUAUCCUUUGCAGUCCUCGUUUUCGAGGUCACCACUACGUGAACGUACAUCAGACGAUCAACUAAUUCUCCAAAUACCCACCGAAGAUGCGUAUAUGCCUCCGCCACUCUCACCGCGACGACCUCAAUCCCCCAAACUCGAUGGCCGAGGCAGUCCCGAUGGCCCUGUUAGAUCAGACUUUUCUCUGGCCGCAAGACGAAUUAGUCAGGGUCCUCGUCACAUCCGAGAUUCGAGUCGAGAGUCGAGCUCCUGGUUGGAUCCCAUCGACGAGUCUGGGGGUUCCGCAACCUCUUCCGUCCACUCACGGUCAUCUUCCUCUGUUGUGAGGCGGAAACACAUCCGUGCUCCGAGCGGCGCUACGGAAGCCGAGUUUGACGCGGCUUUGGAUGCGGCUGUCGAAGCAGCCUACGAUGAUGGCUAUGAGCCCAUGGGGUUUUCUGAGCCAGAAACCUAUGGGUCAGACGACCCCGUCGUCGCGAAAGCGUUACACAAAGUUGAAUUGGCCAAAGAACGUGUUCGUCAAACGGAAAGAGAAGUAUUCGAGCAAGCGAAUGGGAGAGAACGACGGACCCAGAGCCGAGCAGAACAGCUCGAUGGAGAUGUCACACACGAAGACUUUUAUGACGACGGGUCUUCUGACGAGGAGGAGCGCAUACUUGAGGAGAUGACUCGUGACUACUCGGUUGACGAAUUUGCCUUCAACCUGGCAUCUGAUCAAGUCGCAGCCAGAAACUCCGGCUCAAGCGACUUGGCCGAAUCUUCCUGGCAAGCGACAGCGGAAUCAACUGACGCAACAAGCGCGGAUGUUUGCUCGUCACCGACUGAUCCCAUCGCAACAUCCAACUUUCCUGGAGCCGGAAGCCCAGCAGUACCACCCCCAGUACAGGCCUUGCCCGAACUACCUGUAAAAAAGUCGUUCUCGGCAUCACCGUCAGCACCAGGGCCCGGGCAGAGUGUGCGGAGUAGACGGAUGUCUGGUCAGAACCCCAAGCAACUAAAGAUCGAGACAUCUAAGUUUUCGCAGUUUGCCGACCCUGGGCGGCGGUAUAGUGUAGCUCAAGCAUCGAGCGGAAUUCAUGGAGUCGAAUUCGAAACCCCCGACAUGAAUGGCUCGACCGACGUGAACGACUCGGUUGGUCGGCCGUACUCGCCGCCUGAAGGUAUAAGCCCGACUCAACCAAUUCCACCCACGCCGCCGCUUGGCCAUUCUAGAAGCCAAGACAGCGAAGACUUCACCGGGAGUCAUUCCGGCUCGCCGUCCUUUAGGCCCCCCCUGAGGAAGAAUUUUUCAUCUUCGAGUUUACGAAGCAUGAGGAAUCGCAACAUGUCCUUGUCCAACUUGGACGACGCUUCUGAUAUGUCCCCUGGUACUCCACUAAGCACGAGCUUUGGUAUCAAUGGCAGGCACCCGGCGAUGCCAACAUUGCCGACCCCAUUGGCGGCGGCUUUUAGGGAUAAGAUUACGUCAAGCUCUGCCGGCGGCCUAUAUCUCUUCGAUGAUAGCCUCCAUUCUCCCCAGAGUCCGAGCUCUCCCAACCCACUCCAAACCGAUGCCCCGGUCUCGCUGGAACCCUGUCCAACAGACUACAUGCUAAGGCCAUUUUGGCUAAUGCGGUGCUUGUAUCAGACGCUCGCCCACCCCCGCGGAGGUUACCUGAGCAACAAGCUUUUUGUUCCCAGGGACGUGUGGAAGGUAAAAGGGGUGAAGAUCCGGAAUGUGGAGGACAAGGUGGCAACAUGUGACUAUCUCACGGCAGCGCUCCUUAAGUUGGCGAGGGUUGAUACGUGUGAUGCCGAUGCCGUUCUCGAGGAGAUGCAGUCAUUGGAGGGCAUCUUGGAACAAGUUCAAGCCAGCUUGACGCGAAAGCUGGGGACUGAUGUCGGCGUUCAAAGUUCCAGCAUGCUAUUUCGAGAUGCCUCUAACUCGGCCGAGAUCGAAGCGGCCAUCAGCGUGCCACGUUCAGGCAGCGUCUCGGGGAAGUCUUCAUCCUUUUCGUGGAGAAGACUCCGACCCAAGAACUCGGCGGCGGGCUUGAACAACUCGUUCAACGCCAAAGGGGCUGCUGUUCCAGAGAGCGGCAAGGAAUCUCCAAGUUUGGAAACGCUACCCAUGACGGACCAUCCAACAAGUCGCCCAUCGAAACGAGAUCCGAGCAAUGCGCAAUUUACCGGACCGAACGCACAUUACAUGGGAUCCCUAGCCAGGCUAUUCGACGCUGCUCAGACAAUCGACCAGAUUGCCCGUCAGGUCGAGGAUCCUGGCUUAAGGCACGCCGAUAAGACACAGGUUGGCCUUGAACUCUGCACCCGACACGCGGCAGAGUUCUUUGGCUUCUUCAUUUGUCGAUUUGUGCUCUCUGAUCUGAGUGCAUUAUUGGACAAGUUCAUCAAGAGAGGGACGCCGUCGCGCUCCGCCCUUGAAGAACGAAUCCUCGCGAUCCCUAUCGAGCGGUACCGAAACUUUUGCAUAGUAGCCCACAUCGACCAUGGUAAGAGUACGCUUAGCGACCGGCUGCUGGAGAUUACCGGUACCAUCUCUGCCAGCGAUUCAAACAAGCAGAUCCUCGACAAGCUAGACGUCGAACGAGAGCGAGGUAUCACCGUCAAGGCCCAGACCUGCACCAUGAUAUACUGCUACAAAGGGGAGGAUUAUCUGCUGCACCUUGUCGAUACCCCGGGUCACGUUGAUUUCCGAGCCGAAGUAACGCGGUCCUACGCCAGUUGCGGCGGCGCGCUGCUGCUGGUCGAUGCCAGCCAGGGCAUACAGGCGCAAACCGUGUCCAACUUCCACCUCGCGUUUGCACAGGACCUAGCCCUUAUUCCUGUCGUCAACAAGAUAGACAUGCCCUCUGCUGAUGUACCCCGAGUUCUUGAGCAGAUGCAAACGUCAUUUGAACUGGUCCCUUCUUCGGCCGUCCUUGUGUCAGCAAAAACUGGCAAGAACGUGGCGAAUAUAUUGCCCGCGGUUGUAGAGCAAGUGCCGCAUCCCGUUGGCAAGAUUUCAGAGCCACUGCGGAUCUUGCUAGUCGAUUCUUGGUACGAUAAUUUCCGGGGUGUCAUUCUCCUCGUCCGCGUCUUUGAUGGUCAAGUCAAGGCUGGCGAUAACCUCAUCUCAUUCGCGACCGGCCACAAGUACACCGUCGGCGAGGUCGGUAUUCAAUAUCCAAACGCCGUUCCGCAAAGUGUUCUUCGAGCUGGACAGGUCGGCUACAUCUACUUCAAUCCGGGUAUGAAGCGAAUUCAGGACGCGAAGCUCGGUGACACUUUUACAACUGUUGGGUCGGAGGAUAUCGUCAAGCCGUAUCCGGGCUUUGAGGAACCAAAGCCGAUGGUUUUUGUCGCAGCGUUCCCCACUGACCAGAGCGACUACACACGUCUCGCUGACAGUAUCAGUCAGCUGGUUCUCAACGACCGAAGUGUUACCCUGCAAAAAGACUAUUCCGAAGCAUUGGGGGCGGGUUGGCGACUGGGGUUUCUCGGUAGCUUGCAUUGCUCCGUGUUCCAGGACCGGCUGAAGCAGGAACAUGGCGCUAGUAUCAUCAUCACCGACCCGACUGUACCAACCAAAGUCGAGUGGGCCGACGGAUCCGAAACGAUAUACCAAAACCCGGCCGAGUUUCCCAGUCAGGAUGAACAUCGGAUGCGUGGUGCAACUGUAUUCGAGCCUUUCGUAACGACCACAAUGACUCUCCCAGAGGAGUAUCUAGGUCGCGUCAUGGAGCUCUGCGAAAGUGUGCGUGGAGAGCAAAAGAGCUUCGAGUUCUUCCAUGCCACUCAGGUUAUUUUGAAGUACGAUAUACCUGCUGCUCAACUGGUAGAUGAUCUAUUUGGAAAAUUGAAGGGUGCCACGAAGGGUUACGCCACUCUGGACUACGAAGACUCGGGAUGGCGAGCGAGCCAGCUCACAAAGCUGCAACUUCUCGUCAACAAACAGCCAGUGGACGCAAUUUGUCGCGUUAUCCACAUCUCUCAGGCCGAGCGUCUUGGCAGACAGUGGGUAACUAAGUUCAAGGAACACGUCGAUCGACAAAUGUUUGAGGUCUACUCAGAGAUCGUCAUUCAGGCGGUGGCAGGAAAACGGAUUGUCGCUCGCGAAACCAUCAAACCGUUCCGAAAGGAUGUGCUCGCAAAGCUCCAUGCUGCCGACAUCACGCGCCGGAAAAAGCUGCUGGAGAAGCAAAAGGCAGGCCGCAAGCGUUUGCGGGCCGUUGGAAAUGUGGUUAUUGACCAGUCCGCCUUUCAGAGCUUUCUUGCCAGGUAG
Colletotrichum higginsianum IMI 349063 is the source of this 5889-nucleotide messenger RNA. RefSeq names its product MIT domain-containing protein. The transcript is spliced from 8 exons. The record is from RefSeq and is a predicted model, not a curated record. Gene Ontology annotation, molecular function: GTP binding; GTPase activity. Bases 1 to 5889 code for a protein of 1962 amino acids. Lineage: Eukaryota; Fungi; Ascomycota; Sordariomycetes; Glomerellales; Glomerellaceae.